AUUUGGUUCCAAAAUCGCCGAGCAAAAUGGAGGAAGUAUGAGAAACUGGGGAAUUUUGGUGGAUUGCAACACCUCACUGAGGUUGAUGUGGUUCCUGCUCCCAAGUCUCAAACCGAGACUUCAAAUGCAACGACAAAUAAAGUAUUGAAGGCCCCGUUGUUAUCAAGCUAUUACCCCCGCAUUCCAGAGUCUUGGACAUCAAUGUUUGCCCCAUACUCCUCAGCAUUGGCACCGCUGCCCACUGUGGAUCCCAUCGCCAUGUCAAAGCUCCAGCCUCAUUUCUUAUGGGUUCCACCAUAUCAUGUGCCCAUCUCUACAGGGCUGCAGUGGGACAUGAUGUGCAUGGACCUCAGAAGAAACAAUUCGAACUAACGCUGACCACUAACGCCUAGAACCAGUACCCAGUGAAUCCAGAGGCCUGACAAAUUGCAGGAAGGCUCCCGGACACUCACCUUGAAGUAACUUGAAGCAUUCUACAUUGUACAUAUGUUUGUCUAAAGACUAUAAUCGAGUAAUGGCAGAAAGGUGAGGGUAUUCCAAGCAUCACCCUGAGAACUGUGAUGAAGCCAUUCUCACUAGACUAGUGGUGCAGAGGCUCUCAGGAUCUGUGAUUAGCUCAGGAUAAGACCUGUGGGGACCUUGAUGUGAAUUAGACAGAAGGUCCUGGCCAAGUCUUUUCCUAACCUGAAUAAAACAGACCUUUCUCUUUCUUUAA
This is a messenger RNA of Rhincodon typus (whale shark), 715 nucleotides long. Its product is annotated as intestine-specific homeobox-like. NCBI's taxonomy places the organism in Eukaryota, Metazoa, Chordata, Chondrichthyes, Orectolobiformes, Rhincodontidae. Gene Ontology annotation, molecular function: DNA binding. The annotation marks the transcript as partial. The record is from RefSeq and is a predicted model, not a curated record. The transcript has 2 exons.